ACCCGCCCACGGCCCAUCGCCCCCCCGACGCGCUUCCUCCGCCGAACAAGCACGCAUUUGCCCGGAUCGCUCGCUUCCGCCGCCGCCGCCGCUGCGAUGGAGAAGGAGAAGAAGCUCUCGUUCUCCAUCUCCUCCUCCAAGCAGCGGCCGCCCAAGCCUCCCUCACGCCCCGCGGCCGCCGCGGACGACGAUGACGCCGGCCCCCGCUCCGCGUCCGCCCCGGCCCAGCAGUUCGUCACCGAGUUCGACCCGUCCCAAACCCUAGCCGCCUCCGGUGCGCCGCGCGCCGUCAUCGCGCCGCUCCCCAACUCCGGCAACUUCCUCACCCACCGCCCCCGCAAGCCGUCCUCGCUCCCCACCCCCGAGGAGGAGGCCGCCCUCGCCGCGGAAUCCGGCGGCGGGGGGGCCUCGUUCGUGCUCGACACCUCCAACGCCCCCGACGACCCAUCAUCCAACAUCCCCUACGGCCUCACCCUCCGCAACGGCGCCACCGAGGCCGCCGCUGCCAAGGAAUCGGAGAAGGCGUCACCACCGGCACCGCCUCCGGCUCCUCCAGCCGCAGCUGAUGCCGCCCCGGCCGGCGAUCUCAUGCUACGGCGGUACAAGGAGGACAUGGCUAGCCUUCCAGACCACCGUGGCAUCGACGAGUUCAACGAGAUGCCUGUGGAGGGAUUCGGCGCGGCGCUCCUGGCUGGAUACGGCUGGACAGAGGGUAAGGGCAUUGGUAGGAACAAUAAAACGGGGGAUACCAAGGUUAUUGAGUACGACCGCCGUGCUGGUACUCAGGGGUUAGGCUACAACCCGUCCGAGGCUGACCCUCGCAAGACUCGCUCUGGCGACUGGAUUGUUGGCGAGAAGAAGGCAUCGGAGAAUGGGUCUGCGAAGAAGAGGGACAGAGAUAGUAGAGAUAGGGUGGAUGAUAGUGAUUCUAGUGCCCGGAAGAAGAGAUCAGGUGAGCAAAGGGCUGAGAAGGAGGCCCGUGGAAAGGAGAGGAAUGGACGAGAUAGCCGAGAAGGCACAAGUAAUGGCAAUGAUACUCGUAGCAAGGCCAUCCGGUGGUUACAGAGCCAUAUCAGGGUUCGCGUAGUUAGCGAGAAGUUGAGUAAGAGGCUGUACUUGAUGAAGGGUAAGGUCGUGGAUGUAGUGGGACCAACAACAUGUGACAUUAUGAUGGAUGAUGGAUCACUGGUGCAGGGGGUGGAACAGGAUAUGCUUGAAACAGUACUUCCACGGACAAACGGGCGAGUGCUCGUGCUCUAUGGGAAGCAGAAGGGUAUGUAUGGGCACCUGGUUGAGAAGAAUUCUGAAGAGGAGAUUGGACUGGUGGAGGAUGCAGAUACAAAAGAUAUAGUGCGAAUUAGAUAUGACCAGAUGGCAGAAUACACUGGAGACCCAGAGCUGCUUGGCUACUGAUUAAUUUAUUUUUGAGCAAAUAUUUGCUUACGAGGAGCUCCUCCACUGUGUUAGCUAUUACAACUCAGUGACACCUAUUGCCAUCCUGAAAGUGUGAACUUUCUGUGGAUCUGACCUGAUUCUUCACCUCCUGGCUUCUUUGGCCCCUUUGUCUUGUUGCAGAGCAGAGAAUAUAUGUAACAAACUGUAUUUCAAUCCUUGCAAAAUUUCCGUUGCCGUUCUCUCUCUUCUGCGGUAUUGAGAUGUCAAGUUAUGAUCCUAUUCCUACGUGCUGCUAACUAAGUUACGAUUUUACAUGGUUCAUACAUGAUAUAAGCACAUCGAAGGUAUGAAAUUUUAUACUCUUUUGUAGCUGUUGCAUUUGUUUCAGGGCGUACAAGAUGGUAUAGGCAUUGUCUUAAUGGUUAAUGCUGUCACCACGGAGUUGCAUGCAAGGAAGGAAUGCAGGUGGUAUCCUGCUGAAUGCCAGGUGCUGAUUAAUUUUUUGUUGCCAAACCUGGAGGCCCAAACUUGUACGCGAAACGGUCUCUCGGUGCUGGCUAGGCAGAUAUCGUAUCGAACGAAUUAACCUGCCAAAAUGGCCAGCCCACGGCCCAUUUUGUGUAGGUUCGAUCGAUCGGUUGCCUCGUUCCUCUCUUUGUUCGGAUUGUCGGGGCUCACGCGCCGGCGCCAGCGCCAGCGCGCCCUCCCUCUCUCUGUUAGACUGUCACUCUCCUGUUUCACUGUGCAUUUCAAUAUCCAACUCCGGUCCUCGCAAAAACUAACCCUGCUUUCUUCUGAAUAGAGAAUCGUUCGUUGGGUCCGUCUCGUCAUGCAUGGCGUUGAGAGCGACGGACGGAUGUCAACUUCAACUAUACCUGGCGCCCCCGCAUACCUAAUUCCUACGGUUGCGAGCUAAUCAUGUUCCUCCUAGCUCGCUCAACGCACUUGCUUUGCGGCGCAGUUGAGGCCUGAGAGGGCAAGCUCAUAAAGUCAUAAUGUUGGUGGUCGGUUAGUAGCUGCCAAUAACCCCAACAUUCAAGCUUGUUCCCUCUGUGUUUUGUGCUGCGUGGUGAUACCAAUCUGGUUGUUAAUGACACGGACGGAAACGAGCAACAGAAAAGAUGUACCACCUGCUAAUCAGUUUCAGUGCAAUGAUUUAGAAGUGUUUGUGCUAGU
This is a messenger RNA of Panicum virgatum (switchgrass), 2571 nucleotides long. RefSeq names its product protein MOS2-like. Gene Ontology annotation, biological process: mRNA splicing, via spliceosome. Bases 97 to 1413 code for a protein of 438 amino acids. The record is from RefSeq and is a predicted model, not a curated record. The transcript has 3 exons. Lineage: Eukaryota; Viridiplantae; Streptophyta; Magnoliopsida; Poales; Poaceae. Gene Ontology annotation, molecular function: nucleic acid binding. Gene Ontology annotation, cellular component: spliceosomal complex.